AUGUUCAUGGAGCAUAUUACGGGCUGGGGAGGUCGUUGGACUGCAUCCGAUCUCGAACAUGUCUCCAUUGCGAUAAUGUUCUUCGGGGCUGGAUUGUGCGGAUUGCUCAUUGAAUCGCCAACUAUUCGAAGUCUCCUGAAUGCUCGCGCCACAGAACAAAGUCCCCGUGAGGCAGACUCAGACGACAAUUCUGUCCGCGCAAAUCCUUUGCCGGCACUGACUCUCCUGCUGCUUGGACUCGUCAUCAGCUCGCAUCACCAAGACUCGGAAUUGGCUGUCAAAGUGCACUAUCAAUUCGGAAUGUUCCUCAUUGGGUUUGCAGCGUGUCGUCUUCUCACAUACGUCUUGUGGUACAGUUCGCCACCUAAAUCAAGUCUCCCGUCGCGCCCCUUGUCAAAAUUCAUGGGUGCAUUUUGUGCCAUGGCUGCGGGUCUCACGUUUCUGGCGGCCGCUAGAGAUGUACUGCAGCUCUUGGAUGCUCAUGAUAUAAUGGUGACUCUUGUGUUCGCGAUUUCGGCUAGCUUGACCUUGUUUCUCAUGUCGUGGACACUUGUGCUGUUGGGUUUAAUGAACUGGAUCUCUAAGAAACAGGCUCGAGAGGGAGAAUUAUAG
This is a messenger RNA of Rhinocladiella mackenziei CBS 650.93, 612 nucleotides long. RefSeq lists its product as uncharacterized. Lineage: Eukaryota; Fungi; Ascomycota; Eurotiomycetes; Chaetothyriales; Herpotrichiellaceae. The coding region runs from base 1 to 612 and encodes 203 amino acids. The transcript has 2 exons. The record is from RefSeq and is a predicted model, not a curated record.